AUGUCCGAGAAGGCCGCUGUCCCCGUCUGGGUCUAUGUCAUCUUCCGGCGCAACCCCAGCAGCGGCCACGACAAGAUCAACGUCAACGAGAGCAACGAUGGGCCCGUCUUCUGGAACCGACGAGUCAUCUACGUCUUCUGUUGUUCAUGUCACUUCGAUACACACGAGGUAAGUUUUUUGUUUGAUAUUAUACUUUGGCUGUUACACGGUAUGUUUUAAGGUCAAAAAGUACAUAGAAAUGCCAACAAAAUGACAAUCUUUUCUAAUGUACAAAGAAAUAGGCUCUUGACCAAAAAAGUUGCGUUUUCUACCAUUUUCAACGAUAUAUAGGCUUAAAUAUUGGCAUAACGUUUUUGACAACAUGUGUAACAUAUACUCAUAUAAGCAUAAACUUUAAUUUGCUACAUUCCAAAGACCAGUAACGGGUUCACCGAUGUGUAACGUCUGUAGCAUUGUUUAUGUUCUGUAUGUUUACUCUGUUGUGUUUAUACGGAAAUGGCGGUUUCGUGCCCUUAGGGAAAUUCCGAGUAAAAGAUUAAUCAGAGAAUUACUUUUGCAAUUUAAAUAUUUCCGAUAAGGUUUAUGGCUCACUUCAAGAUGCUACGUCACGGUUUACGACCUUGGUUAAUUGCUUGUUCAACAUUUAACGGUGUUGAGCAAGGGAGCAGUACUGUAACAUAAAGGUUUACAGUAUACUUUUAGACUUGAAAUUAAAAGAAAGUUGGCUUGGUAAUGUAAUGUUAUGUGAUUUUGUAGUAAACAUAUCGCAAAACAGCAGAAAACCACAGUAACCUUCAUUUUUUAUACAUUACAUACCUAAUAGUACUAAUUCCAGCCCAAACUCAGAAGUAUUCUGGAGAAGUCGGCGCCCCAAGUAGAACGAGUAUGUUUGGUGGACCGACCGGUCGACUACCCCUUCCUCCCCGACAGCUUCUUCACUUUCCUAUGUACAAAGUUGAGUAAUCUGCAAGUAAGUAAACAGCAGUAGUAGUUGUAGUAAUGCUCUUCAGUUUGUUUAUCUUCGCGAAUUGGAUUUGGAGAAAGUCAAUCGGGGUACUGUAGCCAUCCUGUCCCAGCACAAAAAACUUAAGAAGCUCAUCGUGCACGGAUGCCGAAACUACGACGUCUUUCAGGACUUUCACGGGCUACCGCAGCUACUAGUCGUGAAGGGGGAGAUACUGGGACUUAAGGUAUGUUGAUGUAGGGUUGGAUAGCAUAAGGUAGUGAAGUGGACGAAAAGUAAAUAACGCUAGUACAAAUCAAAUCAUAUUUAACGUUAACCGUAUGUUCACCAUAAUAGUAAAUAGAUGUGCUAGGUAGAAAAUUAAAGUAACGAGUAUAUCUUCCAGGCCAUGAUCGGAGAUGUAGAUAUAGACAGUAAAAGUGGCUCACUAGACCAAUCGACUUCAUCGUACAGCGGCUCACAACUCAGUAGCGACGACCAUCAGAAGCACCGUUCCUCUCACAGCCCGAUUAUGGUGAACAGCGAUUGA
Bursaphelenchus okinawaensis is the source of this 1493-nucleotide messenger RNA. The record is from the annotation of a GenBank genome assembly. Lineage: Eukaryota; Metazoa; Nematoda; Chromadorea; Rhabditida; Aphelenchoididae.